AUCCCAUGAAGACACGACGACCGCGGCUCGACGAAUACAACAGCCGGCAACAUUUCAGGCGACGUGCGAGCGUGUUUGGUAACUAUGUACAAGGAUUAUAAGACUAAUAUUAUUUUAAAAUAUUGCUAGCAGUAUUUAUUUUCUAAAAUGAAUACUUGGAGCAAUAUCAGUAAUGAAACUGAUGAAAACCUUAAAGAAGAAGGAAAUCGCUUGUUCAAAAACAAACAAUAUGAAGAUGCUAUUCGGUGUUUUAGUUUAGCCAUUUUAAAAAACCCAGAGGUUCCGAAGUAUUUCACCAAUCGUGCUUUGUGCUAUUUUAAAAUAAAAAAUUGGGAUAAAAUGUACAGAGAUUGUCGUCGUGCACUAGAAAUUAACCCAAAUAUUGAAAAAGGAUAUUUUUAUCAGGGAUUAUCACUAAUUGAAAUGAGAGAAUAUGAUGAAGCCAUAAAAAAAUUACUGAAAGCCCAUACUUUAAUAAAAGAAAAGAAAAUUAUCUAUGGCGAUGAAAUAACAAGUCAACUUCGAAAAGUUUAUAGAUUGAAACAAGAGAAACAAAAUGAAGAGAGACAGAAUCAACAAACAACUCUUUUGUCAUACUUGCAAAAACUACUGAAGGAUGACUUGAUUCGUCAAUUCAGAGACAUACAAUCAACAGAUGAUCAUAUGAUUGAAGAUUUAGUCAUUAUACAAAAUAAAAAUGAUAGAUUUGCUGCUGACCUUAAAAUAAUUUUUGUUAUGAAUGAUGACCGAUUAAAGAAACGUGAGUUACCCAAAUAUUUGUGUGGAAACAUAGGUUAUGGUAUUUUAAAAAAUCCUGUUAUCACUCCAUGUGGCUUAAGUUAUGAUCGCAAGGACAUUGAAGAACACUUAAUGAAUAUAGGGAAUUUUGAUCCUGUGUCUCACCAACCUUUGACUGUCAAUCAACUCAUUCCAAAUUUGGCUUUAAAAGAAAUAGUCGAAUUAUUUAUUAAAGAAAACGAGUGGGUAAACAAUUAUUGCAAAACUUGAACAGAAAAUUGAAUACAAUGUAUAAAAUACAAAACAUAGUAAUGAAGGAUUAU
Molecule: messenger RNA, 1061 nt
Organism: Melanaphis sacchari
Lineage: Eukaryota; Metazoa; Arthropoda; Insecta; Hemiptera; Aphididae
Product: E3 ubiquitin-protein ligase CHIP-like
Exons: 8
Coding region: 148-1008 (286 amino acids)
Biological process (GO): proteasome-mediated ubiquitin-dependent protein catabolic process; cellular response to misfolded protein; protein polyubiquitination
Cellular component (GO): cytoplasm; Z disc
Molecular function (GO): protein-folding chaperone binding; ubiquitin protein ligase activity
Source: RefSeq, a predicted model, not a curated record